Molecule: messenger RNA, 1704 nt
Organism: Hevea brasiliensis (rubber tree)
Lineage: Eukaryota; Viridiplantae; Streptophyta; Magnoliopsida; Malpighiales; Euphorbiaceae
Exons: 8
Coding region: 168-1379 (403 amino acids)
Source: RefSeq, a predicted model, not a curated record
AUACUUUUUCUUUCUUGAACAUUCAUCGGAGCCGGAGUCCAAGCGGUCCUUAUCUCUGCAGUUACUUUGAGUUUGUUUGACGUAUGACUGCACUGGUGGUUAGUUGGUUAGUUGAUUAUUGCCGUUUGGAGUAAUUGGGAAAGGACGCGAAGGGCACAUAGCAUAGCAUGAUGGGGUGGAAGGCAGCAGGUCUCGGUGUUCUUGGAGUCUUACCAGUAUUGAUAAUGGUUAUCGUGAUCAACGUCGCUGAAGGUGAGCGCUUGAACAAGACUUCUUCAUCUGGUGGGCUAUUUUGGUCAACUGCAAAAGAAGAGUCUGAUCUCAUGCUCAAGGCUGAACCCGACGAAGAUUCCUCCGCUGCUUCGGUCGUCAAUGAUCACGACGAAGUUGAUGGUGGCUUCUCUUCUCUCGAUGGGAUGUUACAGUGGGCCAUUGGUCAUUCCGAUCCGGAGAAACUAAAGGAAACUGCACAAGAUGUCCAGCGUCUGUCUCCUAGCGAGUUGAAGAAGCGUCAAAUGGAAAUUAAGGAACUGAUGGAAAAGAUGAAAAUGCCAUCCGAUUCCCAGUUGAUGCAGAUUGCAUUAGACGACUUAAAUAACUCUUCUUUAUCUUUGGAAGAUCACCACCGUGCAUUGCAGGAGCUUCUAAUUCUUGUUGAGCCAAUCGAUAAUGCAAAUGAUUUGACAAAACUCGGUGGCCUUCAUGUAUUAAUACGAGAGCUUAAUCACCCUGAUUCAGAUAUAAGGAGAGUUUCUGCAUGGGUUCUUGGGAAAGCAAGUCAAAAUAAUGCAUUUGUCCAGAAACAGGUCUUGGAACUUGGGGCACUCACUAAGCUAAUGAAGAUGGUAAAAUCGACUUCCAUAGAAGAAUCCAUAAAAGCAUUAUAUGCUGUUUCAGCCUUGAUCCGAAAUAAUGUAGGUGGUCAGGAAUUGUUUUAUGCAGAAGCUGGAGAUAAGAUGCUUCAGGACAUACUGAGCAACUCGAGCAUUGAUAUCAGACUCCAGAAGAAAGCUGUUUUUCUGGUUGCUGAUCUGGCUGAAUGUCAACUAGAAAAUGUAGGAAGAGCUGAGCUGCCUUUCUUCAGAAAUCACUUCUUCCUAAAGUCUAUAGUCGAUCUAACAGCAUCGACAGACCUUGAUCUCCAAGAAAAGGCCCUUGUUGCAAUCAAGAAUCUCCUGCGACUCAAAACAACUGAAGCUUUGGUUUUCAAGGACUUGUGUGGCUUGGAUGAUGCUUUGGAGAGAAUGAGGCUGCAACUGCAAGAUCUGUUGGUAGAAGAAUAUCAUAGAGAUUUUGCAAUGGAUACGGAAAGCCUCCGAAGAGAAGUGGAGCUGAUUUUCCAUAGCAAGCUUGGAAAGGUGAUGAGGGUUCCAACAUGAGGAGACAAAUCUGGCCUUAAUUCUUAUCAUGCAAUUUGUUAAUGGCUGUCAAUUUUAACAUGAUUUAUCUAUAGAAAAGAGCUAACUAUACGUGAAUCCUAGGGCUUUUUUUUUUUUUUUUUUGGCAUGGUAAAUGGCUGUGGCCUGUGAAGACUGUUGGUGUUGAUAGAUAGAGGAAGAAAGAAAAGUUCAUGAAAGUGGAGCUUUUAAAUGUUGCGCAGAUGCUCGUACUUCAUGGGAUCUUAAUAGAAAAUGACGGAAGGAAAACUGCUUAAUUUGCUUUUUAUUUGUUAAUGGAUAUUUUAAAGUUCUAUACGUUCUUAUA